Messenger RNA from Agrilus planipennis (emerald ash borer), 1244 nucleotides. It is a transcript of the gene BBS4, whose product is annotated as Bardet-Biedl syndrome 4 protein homolog. Gene Ontology annotation, molecular function: protein binding. The annotation marks the transcript as partial. Gene Ontology annotation, biological process: cilium assembly; protein localization to cilium. The transcript is spliced from 8 exons. The record is from RefSeq and is a predicted model, not a curated record. Gene Ontology annotation, cellular component: ciliary basal body. NCBI's taxonomy places the organism in Eukaryota, Metazoa, Arthropoda, Insecta, Coleoptera, Buprestidae.
GUUUAAACUGUCCAGAUUUCGGCUUUCCUUGGAAGCCUAUCUAGAAGCAGCACGUGUUUCUGAGGAACCAGACUGGGAAAUAUAUAAUAGUAUAGCUGAAUGUUACAUGCACCUGAGAGACGCCAAUAGUGCAAAGGAAUAUGCUAGAAAAGCAAUUCAAUAUGGUAAACAGGAAGAAUCGUAUUCAUUGCUUACGAAAAUAUUUGAUCUAGAAGGUGAUGUUCGGUCUGCAAUUGCUGUGUGUAUAGCAGCAAUAGGAUCAUGCCCCGAUAAUAUCGAAAUGAUGACACAGUUGGGUAUGUUUUAUCUUCGACAGCGAGAAACGCAAAUGGCUUUUGAAAAAUUUACUACCGCCUUAGAAGUUGAACCUGAAUGCACUAAAGCACUUUUAGGAGUUGGGUGUAUAACGCAGGCCCAUGGCGAAUACGACGUAGCAUUAUCCAAAUAUAAAAUCGCUCUGCAACAUAAUCCAGAAUCCGUUGCGUUGUGGAAUAACGUCGGAUUAUGUUUCUACUCGAAACAGAAAUACGUUGCCGCCGUUACUUGUCUAAAAAGGGCGUUAUGGAUAUCACCAUUGAACUGGAAGGUUCUGUUUAAUUUAGGCCUUGUUCAUCUUGCUACCCAACAAGCUGCUUCCGCAUUCAAUUUUCUCUGCGCAUCAAUUAACAUUCGCCCAGAUGUCUCGUUUUGCUUUACGGCUUUGGGGUACGUAUUACUAGAAUUGCAAGAUUCACAAAACGCCCUAAGGGCCUUCGCACAAGCUGAAAUGAUAUCACCAGGAAAACCUGCAGUAAUGGUAAAUCUUUGCAUUUGCCUGUAUCUAAUGGGUCGGCAUCGUGAUGCCUCUAAUAAGGUUCAGGAAGUUCUUGCAUUGAAAACUGAAGAUUCUAAUGACAAAGAGGCAUUUGAUCUUGCACUGAAACUGUCCUCUGUACUAGAAGAAAACCGAACAUCAAACGAAGUCAUGGAGACAUCCAAGCUGCCUGCUGACAUUAAAUCAAAAGAUACAAAUAACACGUGCAGAAAUAAAGUACAACAUGAUUUAAAACCCGAUGAAGUGUAGCUACAUACAUAAGUGCAUGAACGUAAUUACAGUUUGGAACAAAAUAAGUCUGUACGUUUUGCAGAUGAAAACAAAUGAAAAUUACCUUUUAUUCUUAACCACCCAAGAGAAUUGGGGCAAAGUCGCGAAGGACUCUCGAAGCUUUGGAACUGUUACCAAUCAACACUAGAAUUAGUCUUCC